Molecule: messenger RNA, 1083 nt
Organism: Musa acuminata AAA Group (dessert banana)
Lineage: Eukaryota; Viridiplantae; Streptophyta; Magnoliopsida; Zingiberales; Musaceae
Product: NADH dehydrogenase [ubiquinone] 1 beta subcomplex subunit 2-like
Exons: 5
Coding region: 96-329 (77 amino acids)
Cellular component (GO): mitochondrial inner membrane
Source: RefSeq, a predicted model, not a curated record
UCCGUUUAAUCACAAGAACGGUCCGACGUUCGUGUCUCUCUUUGUUCCGGUCGGUCGAUCGAGACCGAGCGAUCGGGAGAGUGGGAAGGAGAAGGAUGGGCGGCGGCGGCGGCGGUCAUGGUGAGAGCACGACGUACAAGGGUUUCACCAUUCACCACCCCAAGCGGUGGCACGUCGUUACCGGAAAGAGCCUCUGCGCCAUCAUGUGGUUUUGGGUUCUUUACAGGGCUAAGCAAGAUGGUCCAGUAGUUUUGGGUUGGCAUCAUCCUUGGGAAGGACAUGGUGACCACUCUUACGAACAUGGGCAUGAAAAUGAGGCCUCUUACUAGGAUGCAGAUUGUGGAACCCAUGGGAGUUUCCAGCUAUCUGAUUUCCCCAAAAGCUUUAGCGAAUAAAUCUGGUUUUUGACAUGGAUUGAACAUGUUUUUCUUGUUCAUCUGUUAUUUGGGCAAUGGAACGUCAAAUCAUCUGCCGACUUGAUAAGGGUAAUAAAAGCGACAAGACGCGCAUGACGUCAGUCGUCCUAAAUAAAGCCUCACACCCCCAAGUCAACGCAGAUCGGGGCGUCGAUCGAGGCACACUGACGUCCUGCUCAAGCUCGGUUCUUCACGCCACACCAACAUCAAUGUCGGACGCUACCAGCCUGCCCCCAGCAAGCGGGCAAAUCAGGAAACGGUGCGAAAACGACGACUUCCCGCUAGGCACCCAAGCGAGGAGCCGUCUCCCGGAGGAAACGGCGACCCCGUCCCGAUCGGACCAUCGCCUCAUACCACAUCGGCGGACCCCGAGGCCACCUGCAAAAGAUCUCCCGUCAUCCAGACUCGAACCGAGCCACAUCGGCCUCUAGGCCACGGCUCAAAGUUGUUCACCGCGACACGACUCUUGUUGGAUUUGCAGUUUCGGGCUCCAGCUUUUACGCUACAUUGCAGGUUGUUUAUGCGUGUAUCAUUUGAUAGUUCAGCCGUGUAAUGUUGGUUUUGGUGAUUGACUGCCUCUUUUGCAGCAAUGUUUAUAUGAUGCAGUCGCCCCAUGCAGAAUUUACUGUUUGGAGUCAAUUUCACCACUAAUUUGGAGUCUUCUGGU